Messenger RNA from Penicillium odoratum, 984 nucleotides. RefSeq names its product U2-type spliceosomal complex subunit CWC24. Gene Ontology annotation, molecular function: metal ion binding. The transcript has a single exon. Lineage: Eukaryota; Fungi; Ascomycota; Eurotiomycetes; Eurotiales; Aspergillaceae. The record is from RefSeq and is a predicted model, not a curated record. Gene Ontology annotation, cellular component: U2-type spliceosomal complex. Gene Ontology annotation, biological process: snoRNA splicing. The coding region runs from base 1 to 984 and encodes 327 amino acids.
AUGGCGGACGAGGCAGCCGAACCUGUCCCCCAAUUUGGCUUCAAGAAGCGUUCCAAGGGAAAGGCGAAUUUCCGCAAGAAGCCCGCAACACCCCCACCGGCCUCCGAUUCUGACUCUGGCUUUACUUCCUCCGACGAUGAAGAAGGGCAGCGCAUCAAGAGACGACGCAAGAAUGUUGCAGUAACCGCCUCCUCCAAUACCACCAAGCGGAAUGUGGCCGAACAGCCUUCCAGCGUGGGCCCAGCUCCCAUAACAUCCAGCAAUGACGCAACAAAAUCUUCAGACUGGUACGAUGAGGAUCUCAGCGCAAGUAACCUUCUAGGGUCAACUAGAUUACGCCCGCAACCUUCUACCGACUCGGCACCUGAUGGAACAUACAAGGGAACCGCCAACUACACCUCAUUCAUCCAAAAGAAUCCCGAUGGGCCAUCCAAAAAGUUCGGCCCCAUCAAGGCCCCUCCUUCAAAUGUCCGAACUGUGACCGUUAUGGAUUACGCCCCAGAUGUCUGCAAGGACUGGAAGCAAACCGGAUACUGUGGUUUCGGAGACUCCUGCAAGUUCUUACAUUCGCGCGAAGUAUAUGCGCAAGGAUGGGAGUUGGACCGGGAUUGGGAAAUUGGGACGAAAGGCAAAACUCUGAAGGGCAAGGUUGUGUCGCAGCGGGGAGAGGGAGAGAAGGAAGACGAUGAGGAUGAAGAUGAGAUGCUGGAGAAAAUCCCAUUCGCCUGCAUCAUCUGUGAAAAGCCCUACCAGCACCCCAUCGUUACAAAAUGUGGGCAUUAUUUCUGCGAGUCCUGUGCGCUGCAACGAUACCGAAAGAACCCAUCCUGUGCAGCAUGUGGGGCAGGUACUGGUGGUGUGUUCAACGUUGCCAAGAAGCUCAAUGCGUUGCUUGAGAAAAAGCGAGAGCGGGCGCGGAAGUUACGGGAGAAGGCGAUUGAAGAUGGGGAAGAGGUUGAUGAAGAAGACAAAAACAAAAGCUGA